This is a messenger RNA of Diceros bicornis minor, 3196 nucleotides long. It is a transcript of the gene HJURP, whose product is annotated as Holliday junction recognition protein. Lineage: Eukaryota; Metazoa; Chordata; Mammalia; Perissodactyla; Rhinocerotidae. The coding region runs from base 1 to 2484 and encodes 827 amino acids. Gene Ontology annotation, biological process: CENP-A containing chromatin assembly. Gene Ontology annotation, cellular component: nucleus; chromosome, centromeric region. The transcript has 9 exons. Gene Ontology annotation, molecular function: histone binding. The record is from RefSeq and is a predicted model, not a curated record.
AUGGGCGGGAGGGGCGGGAGGGACGACCACGCCGUCACUCUCCGCGCGCACGGCGGCGGACUCCGGACUCCCCCGGCCUCCCAACGCGCGCCCUGGGCGGGGCGGGGCCGGAAACUCGAGCGCGGAUUGGCCGGUAGAAAGCAGCACACGCAUAUGUUUAAAAGGCCCAAUCAGCGCCCGGCCUCUCCGCGCCAGCCAAUGGGGAGCCAGAGGGGCGGGCAGGAAGGGCGGAGCCGCUAUUUGAACCUGGGCGCGGGGUCGGGGCCUCGGUCUGGCUUCCCGCUGGAGUGCGGGAUUGGUGCUCCGCGCGCCAUGGAGGGCGACGUCCUGGGGGAGGAAGCUCUGCUGCGGAAGCUCAGGGACAGCCGCCGCCGCUUCCAGAAGCGCAUGCAGCGGCUGAUAGAGAAGUACAACCAGCCCUUCGAGGAUGCCCCGCUGGUGCAGAUGUCCACGCUGACCUACGACACGCCCGAGGGAUUGAGAAUUUGGGGUGGAAGUCUUGUAAAGGAAAGAAACAAGGAACAAAUCCAGGACUCGCCCGUGAAGACGGUCAGCAGGAAAGAUGGCCCCGAGCAAGCCGCCGCCACAGGUCACGAGCUUCCUGUGUCCUGCACACCAGUCCUGGGAGUGGAUUCCCAAAGCAGAGAUGCUGACGCAACUUUCUACCAGGAAGAUCUGGCUGCUGGGGCCCUAAUGCCUGCAGUGCCCCGGAGCCCUUUGAAAAAUGAGCUGAGGAGGAAGUACUUGACCCAAGUGGAUAUCCUGCUGCAGGAUGAAGGGUAUUUCAAGCGUGCUGGUUACAGCGAUGGAAAAGACACACGUGGGACCCUCGUCCCUUCAUUGGCCUUGCCUACCAGGCCUGCCCGUGGAUGCUGUGAUAUUAUCUCUGAAAAGAGUCCUGGCAGCCCGAUGAAGCCAACUUCCCCUCCCAGAGAGUGCAGUCCUUCACGUGCUUGCUCGACAGACCUGGCCAUAGUGCCUAGAAAUGCCGGUGUCUCAGUACAAGGGACCAGUGGUAACAGCCUCUCGAGCAGCCAGUCCUUCGAGGCCGACGACAUUUGCAACAUGACCAUCAGCGACAUGUACGCGGGCAUGCUGCACUCAAUGAGCCGGCUGCUGAGUGCAAAGCCAUCAUGCAUCAUCUCCACCAAGACGUUCAUCCUUCAAAACUGGAACUCCAGGAGGAGGCACAGGUGCAAGAGCAGGAUGAACAGGACGUACUGCCGAGCAGGCGGGCACGCUCACAGGGGCUCCCGGGAGAGACCUUCGCCCUGUUCCAAGCCAGCGAAAGAGGUGGGGGCAUUAAGAGACUGCGAGAACUUACUAGAUGCUUCUGGCCAUAAGACAGGUUUAAAAUCGCAAAAAGCUAUUCUUGAAGUAAACAAGCGCCAAGUCCAUAAAUUAGAUCCAAGUUGGAAAGAGCUUAAAGGAACAUUCCAGAAGGCCUCUUCACUGACUUAUUUAGACUCUCGUGCAAUGUAUCAUCUUGAUCAGGAAAAUAGAUUUAUGACAUUAAAAUGGUUAAUUUCUCCUGUAAAAAUAGUUUCCAGACCAAGAAUACUGCCAGGCGAGGGAGGGAAUCAUUGUAGGGAGAUCGAAAUCAAAUUUGAUAAGCUACAUCAGGAAUAUUGCCCGAAUCCCAGGAAGCGGUCCUGCCUGACCUACCUCUCUGGCUCCUCGGCUGUGGAUGUGUACAGAGGUGGUCCAGCAAGCCCUGGGGGCCCCCUGGGCCAAGAAACCCACAGGCUGAGUAGGCCUUUCAUCAAAGCAAAAGCUAAAAGAUUAAAUGAGGCUUUUGAAAACCUGGGCAGAAGAUCCAUCGAAGCAGGUAGAUGCCUGCCAUCAAGCGAUUCUUCUCUUCAGACUGAGCCCACACAGAGCCCAGGCCGCUCGGAGCAGAUAUCCGGCCUUCUUUUUCAAGGAAACAAUCUGGGAAUGUUUAGAAAGUCAGAAUCACCCAGCAAAGCUAUUUCAGUACCAAAGAUACAACCUCUAAGCUAUGGAAGGGAUCGUUAUGAUGAAAUUAAAGAAAAAUUUGACAGGCUUCACCAAAAGUAUUGCCAGAAGUCACCGCAGUGGACAAAGACGCCUUUAUGUAUUGGAGUGUCUCCAGAUAAAGCAGGUGUGGAAGUCCAGUAUCAAAAAGAAGACUUAGGAAAAUUAAAACCAGACUUUGGUUUCCAGGGUCCCCAAAAGUUGUCAUUAUCACCCCAGCGGAGCAUCAGAAGUCCACUGGGCUCAACUGCAGUUGAGUUUCAUCCAUCGACAUACUUUGUGUUUGCUGCCAGGAGGGACCAUGAGUCCCCGGCAAAAAGACGCCGAUUAUCAGAUCCCGGGGUGUGUGGACAGUCGGCUCAUUCCCAGAAUUCCUCACGUGUGGUGGGCAAAGCUGUCCCCAGGCCAGGAGAGGUUGGCUCCUCACAGCGUGACUGGGAAGAGAAGAAGAAAGAACAACACAUCUUUCAGGACGGAAGAGAAAAGUGAUUUUGUGUUAGAAAAAUUCAAAGCUGAAAAUCUAUAGCCAAGUUAUUUUAGAUUUUUGUUCCUCAUCCCCCUUACUGUGUUGGGGUUUUUUUUUAAUUCUCAAGAAUAUGUUAGAACCUGCUUCCCUUAUCUGCCCUCAAAGCAAAUUUCAGUGAAAUUGGUUUCAUUGAGAUGACUCUGAGUUCUUGCUGUGGAAAUCAUUUGAAUAAAUUUGCUCAAUUAACAUUUUUAAUGUUAUCCUUUAUAGGCCUAUUUUUCUCAUGUUUUCUUUUAGAUUUAGACAUGUCUAGAGAAUUCUUCCAUACAUGUUCUAUUUCGUUAGAGAAUAUUGUUUGCUGUGAAACCUAAGUUGAAGCCUACGAUGAUCCUCGAAGGAAAUACAGCUGCUUAGUCUUGUAAACGCAGACCCAUGGGACUUGGUAUCUUCCAUGUUAGGAGGCAGCAAAUUGAAUCAUAAUGUAAGUCACCAUAGAAAGUAACUCCUAACAACUUAACGUUUCUAGAUGAAAACGUGCUGUAUUUUAACAGUCCUGUGAUGGUCCCAGAACACUCUCACAGCCACACGGCAUCCGUGACAUCUCAUGAUUUUUGUUGGAGCUGUUUAUAAUAGGGUAUCACAGUGACUUUUUAAAUAAAAUAUUUCAAAUAUUCAGAACACAGUAAUAAAACCCAUGUACCAACCAUCCUGAGUAAAUAAAAAAGUAAAAAAUCA